Molecule: messenger RNA, 813 nt
Organism: Mobula hypostoma (lesser devil ray)
Lineage: Eukaryota; Metazoa; Chordata; Chondrichthyes; Myliobatiformes; Myliobatidae
Product: testis-specific serine/threonine-protein kinase 6-like
Exons: 1
Coding region: 1-813 (270 amino acids)
Biological process (GO): intracellular signal transduction; protein phosphorylation
Cellular component (GO): cytoplasm
Molecular function (GO): ATP binding; protein serine/threonine kinase activity
Source: RefSeq, a predicted model, not a curated record
AUGUCGGGGAGCAAACUACUAGCGAGGUUAGGUUAUAAAGUAGGGAAGACGAUAGGAGAGGGCAGUUACUCCAAAGUGAAAGAAGCCACUUCAAAAAAGUACAGUGAUAAUGUAGCAAUCAAAGUGGUCGAUACGAAGAAAGUGCCAAAGGAUUUUGCCAGCAAGUUCUUGCCCAGGGAGAUGGCCAUUCUGAGAGGGAUCAAACACCCUCACAUUGUGCAAGUGUUUGAGUUUAUCGAGGUUCUCAAUGAAAAUGUUUAUAUCGUCAUGGAGCUGGUCUCAACAAAUCUUCUGGAGCUCAUCCAGCGCAGGACCUGCAUCUCCUGCCAGGAGGCCAAAUGCUUGUUCUCUCAGGUCACCAAGGCCAUUAAGUACCUUCAUGAACGAGACAUUGUCCAUCGGGACCUCAAAUGUGAGAACAUCCUUUUGACUGAGCAGAUGCAGGUGAAGUUGGCUGAUUUUGGGUUUGGGAGGAAGAGUCAGGGAUACCCAGAACUCAGUACCACCUACUGUGGCUCUGCUGCCUACUCCCCUCCCGAGGUCCUUCUAGGGGUCCCUUACGACCCCAAAAAGUAUGAUAUCUGGAGCAUGGGGGUCAUUCUGUAUGUAAUAGUGACCGGUUACAUGCCAUUCAACGACUCCAGCAUCAGCAAGUUACCGGAGAAACAGCUGAUGGGUGUGAUAUACCCAGAGGAGAUUACACUAGAAGAGAAGUGCCAGUGUUUGAUAGAGAAAUUGCUAACAUUCAGUCCGCCAAUGCGUCCGACAGCUAACCAAGUGACAAGGCAUGCAUGGUUUAGAGAACGCAAAUAA